UAUUUUUAGAGACCACAAAAUUACUGUUACAUUGAAUUGGCCCAGCUGACUAUUAUAUUCAUGUAGCUGAUUAUUUAUAGUUUAGCUUAUACACAUUCAACUAACUAACUAACUAUGUACAGCUGAACCUUCUCUAACAACCUAACUAAUUCACACCAUAUGAUUUGUACAGUGAACUUCACAAAUACAAUUCACGUCUUUUUUAAUAAUUUGUGGGAUCAAAAUUUCAUCUUAUUGUGUUAUUCUGGUUGUAAUGACUAAUGACUUUAGUUUACGGGAGUUGUUGGAGCAUUUAACUGUCAAGGAGGAGGAUGGUGCCCUGUUUCAAGGAAAAAUAAAAGUGUGAAUGAGUAUUCAGUUGCAGUGACAUGUUUGUCUAGUCCCAAAGAUGUUGAAUGGAGCAAUGGAGCAAAUCCAGUAAGUGUGGAAGGAGUGAACAUUUUCGCGGUGUACAUGUAUAGCCAGAAGAAACUAAAGCUCUUAAAAUUGUCCGAAAAUGUGGAGAUUACUUUUCAGCCUUUCGACUAUGAGCUCUUAACAGUCACUCCUAUAGCUGUGUUGUCGAAAAAAUCAGUGCAGUUUACCCCAAUUAGAUUGGUGAACAUGCUCAAUUCUGGUGAUGCAAUCGACUCUCUUGUCUACGACAACAGCGAUGAUGAGGAGGAAGAAAGUUCAGUAAGCAUUGGAGUAAGAUGGAGUGGUGAUAUGAGGGUGUUUGCCUCUGAGAAGCCGUCAUCGUGUACGAUCGAUGAAGUCUCUGUUGAUUUUAGUUACGAAGAUCAUAUGGUCACAGUUCAAGUUCCAUGGCCUAAUUAUUCAAGAUUGUCUGAAAUUAAGUAUGUUUUCUGAAUCAACAAAUCAGGAAAAUUAAAAUUAUACUCCACUUAAUAUCGAAAGCUUUAAUACUAUGAUUUCGUUGGCUGAGGCAUCAUGAUUUUUCUACAUCAAGUUUAAUUAAUAUUUGAUGCAAGGCACCUUUUUUUUUCCUUUGAAGUUCUCCAAUAUUCCUUGAACUAUAAUUGCAUUGUUUGAGACAUGAUGAUUUUUAAGGAAGCUAUAUUAUGUUUGACUAAUUAAUGAGUAUACUUAAGAAGGUUUUGAUGCGAGCAACAAUUAUUUUGUAAUCACUUUUUAGGUAGAAUUACAUAAUUCAAUGGGUUGUAUUGUCGUAGAGUAGUCACAUUUGUUUAUUUUAGGUAUAAGAUGUAGUAGGUUUGGUUAAUUGAUGUUGGGAUAGUCCUCAUGGAUAAAACAAUUUUAACAAAGAGAUAACGGAGACCUCGGUGAUGUUCCACUAAUUUUGGACGUAAAAGUAAAGGCGAAAACCUCUCA
Molecule: messenger RNA, 1332 nt
Organism: Solanum tuberosum (potato)
Lineage: Eukaryota; Viridiplantae; Streptophyta; Magnoliopsida; Solanales; Solanaceae
Product: galactinol--sucrose galactosyltransferase-like
Exons: 2
Coding region: 454-849 (131 amino acids)
Molecular function (GO): galactinol-sucrose galactosyltransferase activity
Source: RefSeq, a predicted model, not a curated record